CCCAAGAAGUCUUCAAUCCCAACUUGGGGCCAAGUUUUGGAAUGGGUUGAUACAGUUGUCAACAUUUAAUUGCAGUAUGCUUACACCCGUACCCCCGUCAUCAACUCCAUAUCGCAGAUCAUCGCCAUGGGUUGAAAGCGCCAGUACAGAUUGUGACACGAUGGAACCAAUAAAGACAUGAGCAGACCAGAAAUUCCCGGGUUCUACUUCGACGAAACGCGCAAGCGAUAUUUUAAAAUCACAAACGGCGAUCAGCGCCACAACGCGGCUUAUUCAAACAAUUCCGUUAGGGCUCAGGAAAGGCGCAAAGAGCAUAAAGAAACUGACCGCAUCAAACGUAGUAAACCUGCAAACAGGUUUCUGGACGCAAGUUUAAUUGCUGAGAAACAGCGGUGCUCCUCUAGCUUCUACCAUUGGCUUCUCAAGAGUAGACUCGCAUAUAUUCUGGGGCAUCCGGGGCUAAUUAACCGGAUAUCAUCUUCAUCUUCGACUAUAAAAUUGAUAGAGGCACCAGCAUGGUCAUUUGGCGCUGGUAAACGAGUACUUGUAGCAAAUGGCCCUUUGCUCAAGCUUCAUACCAAACUAGACUUCUUGCAGGGUUGUAUUUCACAGCCGAUUGCCACACUUAAUUUAUCUGAAGACGAAAGAGGCACUCGAUCGACAGAUCGAAAAAUUGACUCUCUUACAGCAAAAGGAAUAUGGGUUGCAUGUUUUUAUGGCUGCACUUUUCAUCUUCUGCAGUGGCGGUGGAAUGAAACGGAGACAGAAUGUCAGCCACGUGACUUCACUGAUCGCUUCAACUCAAGCUUGGUUUUCUAUAACGGCCAAAACGCCAUCAACACGCUGAGAGAAAUACUUGACUCAAGAUUAUUUCCAAUAUUCGAAGAAAAUUUGUUGAGCUUGUAUCUGGAUAAAGGAUACAGGGUGAUUCUAUCUCUCGACCCGUUCUACAUUCGCGUAGUUGAUAGAUUUUAUUUUACACCAAGUCCUCAGAUAAGCAGCACUUUCAUGCAUGUAAACAAUACGGUAUUUUACAAUAGCGGGAAACAUUUGAUGGCGCAUGGUGUUUCCUCGACCCCUCAGAAAUGGAAGUUCAAUUUUCCAGUAUAUGCGUAUGACGUCGUGUAUCUUGACGGAAUUGAAUCACGAAGAGAUCAAGGGAUUAUCAGACUCUUUGUAAUUACUGCCAAAGAGGUAAUUAUACGUGACUUGAGCGACUCCCUUGGAGUUAUUGGCCCUGAUAUAUGCAUUCCUAUAAGUAAUGACAAUCAAGCAAGGCCGCUCGUUUCACGCCAAGGCCAAUACGUUGUCGUUGAAGAAGGAGAUGGUAUAUUGAAGUUGAUUGACACAAAAUUUCUAUCAUCAAAGACUUUGAACUUAAAUAUGAAGUUCACGUCACCUCGAGAUACGAUGCCACGCAUGUUUGAAUUGGGAACUAAUGUUAUAUUGGCUGACGCAAAGAAUACAUACAAAAUCAGAAUGCAUGAUUCACUGUACAAAGACUAAAAUCAUCUUUUAUUCAUUUCACUCUAUGAUUAUGCGCACUAGUUGCAGCAAGAGCCCU
Molecule: messenger RNA, 1564 nt
Organism: Metschnikowia bicuspidata var. bicuspidata NRRL YB-4993
Lineage: Eukaryota; Fungi; Ascomycota; Pichiomycetes; Serinales; Metschnikowiaceae
Exons: 2
Coding region: 178-1506 (442 amino acids)
Source: RefSeq, a predicted model, not a curated record